AUGCGUGACAACGCAUCAGAGCGCGAUCCCACCAACCGCUACCCAAUUCACUUACCGCCUGCUUACGGGUUUAGCCACCGUCGGGUGGGUAGCCCCUGUCUAUUUAACCACUACCCAACGAAACUCAUCAGCCCGUCCGAAUCCAAACGCAAGGCACCAAUUACGGCACGAAUCCGUGGCCGACAAUGGGUCGACGCCGGGGCUCCGAAAACCACUCAGACAUAUCUCGAUACCCAGGCACCGACGAAGUGGAUGAUCAUUCCGCACCGGAGGCGGUCAGGUGUCUACCGACACGCGCGUGAUAACACAAUCUUCGUUGCCAGAGAUAAAUGGGCCGCCCGAGAACAUCCCACGCUGCGACCAAACGGUAGGAAUGCGAAAAGACCCCAUCCCCCCUCAAACGACCAUGUGGAGAGACGAACCUGUGGUCUUGAUCUCUCUCCGGAUAUAACCUCGGUGGAAAAGUUCCGACACUCGCCCACCCAACGAGAAUUUGUACAUGUUCGCUUCGCGCCAGGAUAG
Cinara cedri is the source of this 522-nucleotide messenger RNA. The record is from the annotation of a GenBank genome assembly. NCBI's taxonomy places the organism in Eukaryota, Metazoa, Arthropoda, Insecta, Hemiptera, Aphididae.